GGAUUGUAAUGGGGCCCCUUGCCUCAGAUGGGGAACUUGGGGGCACGUGACCAGCCCAGGUCAUUAAGCCCAGCAAAACAGGGAUUAGUUUAGUCUUGACCUUCGGGCCUGUUCUCAGUCCCUGGCUAUGUCAGAACAAGCAGACAAAAAAUUGCAACAAUACCUGCUGUAUGGGAGCUCGGCGCUGGGAGGGCUCCUCCUCCUGCUUGUCCUCAUUCUGUUCACCUGCCUGUGCCGGAUCCAUCACAGAGUGAAGAGACUGGAAAGGAACAGGGCCCAGACCCCAGAGCAGGAGCUCCAUUAUGCAUCUCUACAGAAGCUGCCGGUGUCCAGCAGUGACAUCACAGACAAAGAGGAGGGCGAAGGCAUGAAGGAGGACCCCAGCACUGACUAUGCCUGCAUCGCCAAGAACAAACCCACCUGAGUACCCCAAAAUGCCUCCCCCGACCUGGGUGGAUGGUCAAAGUCACCCUGUGUUCGCUUAGUAAAGACUGGUUCCCUA
This is a messenger RNA of Peromyscus californicus insignis, 502 nucleotides long. It is a transcript of the gene Lst1, whose product is annotated as leukocyte specific transcript 1. Bases 128 to 424 code for a protein of 98 amino acids. NCBI's taxonomy places the organism in Eukaryota, Metazoa, Chordata, Mammalia, Rodentia, Cricetidae. Gene Ontology annotation, biological process: immune response; dendrite development; cell morphogenesis. The transcript is spliced from 4 exons. The record is from RefSeq and is a predicted model, not a curated record. Gene Ontology annotation, cellular component: membrane.